Messenger RNA from Helianthus annuus (common sunflower), 1368 nucleotides. RefSeq lists its product as uncharacterized. The record is from RefSeq and is a predicted model, not a curated record. The transcript is spliced from 11 exons. NCBI's taxonomy places the organism in Eukaryota, Viridiplantae, Streptophyta, Magnoliopsida, Asterales, Asteraceae. Bases 1 to 1368 code for a protein of 455 amino acids.
AUGGCAAGUGAGACGCUUUCUGUGUAUCAAAGAAAAGAAUCAUUGGAAUGUUAUUUCAUUGUCAAACCCACUAUUGGGUUAAAUGAGUCCAAGUACAAGUAUGUGGACAACCAAAACAAGUUGGGCAUCUACUGUGAUAGCAAUGUGUACCUAUGUGAUGAUUUCAAUGGUCCAACCUAUGGCUUCUCAUUCACAUCCUUUAAGGAUAUCAUUGACAAAACUUUUCCUGAAAACAAAUCUUUAGAUUUUCAUUAUCUAGAUGUGAUUGGUUUUGUUGCUGAUGUUAAAGACCUUAAGAAGUUUAAGACGACAAAGGGGAAAGACACCAAGAAAAUCAAUGUCAUUAUUCAAGAUCUAGAGAUGGAUUCAAUUUACUUGUCUUUGUGGGAUUCUUAUGCUGGUCGGAUUUUAGAGCAUUGGGAAAACAGAGAUCAACAUGGUGUUAUUGUUGUCAUUCUGCAGUUUGCUACAUUGAAGUACUUUGGACCAUUUGGAUAUGUCAAGUCUGUUGUUAUUGUUGGGACUGUUCAGAUGAUAGCUGAGUUGCCUUGGUAUUAUUUUGCUUGUAAAGCUUGUAACAAGAAGGUUACUAAGAAAACCGAGAAUGAUACACCUACUGUUGGUGUCUUGGUGGAUGAAGAAGAGGUUUAUGUGUGCAAAACGAAAACUUGCAAGAAUAGUGUGAUUGAAUAUGUGCAAAGGAUAAAAAUCCCAUUGACUGUUCAAGAUUCAAGUGGAACUGUGUCGUUGACAUUGUUUGAUAGAGAUGCUUGUAAAAUUCUGAAAACAACUACAUCAAACUUAAUUGAAAAACAUCUUGCUGGUGGUGAUAAGGGCCUUUAUCCCGACGAGUUUGAAGCUCUUUUGGGAAAAAAAAUUACGUUUAAGAUUGACAUCAAACAAUUCAACAUUGAUAACAACUUUUGGUUUUUUGGUGUUUCUAAAUUGACCGAUGAUGAGGAUAUCAUAUACGAGCUCGAAAAGAAAGCAAACAACAUUGAGGUCGACAAGUCUGCUUCUUUGACAAACAGGUUCACUGAUAUGGAUUCACAAGAAACCGUUCACUUGAAUGAUGAUAACCCGAUUGAUGUUACUAUGGGAAUCUGUGUUGGCACCCAUUCAAACGAGAAUCUCAAAUCAAAGGCUGUUACUGAGUCGAUGGAUGAUAAUGUCAUAACUCCUUUGCCAAAAAAUUUGGAUGGCGAUUGCAUGGAAAGUAAGCAUGUUGGUGAGGCUGUAAUCUUUAAGAGGAAAUCAAAGAAACCCGAUUUCAAGAAAAACUUGGUGGAGAAUUAUGAUUUUGAGGAAAAUGGAGAAUUGUCAACCACCAAACCAUCGUUUAAGAACUAUUUCAUCAGCUUGGAAUGA